GUAAAAGGAACGUCAGCCUCCAAAAAUCCACUCUUCAAGGGUUUCUUUCUUUGCCUGGUCAAUGUAUACUCUUGCUUCUCUGACAUGCAAAGAGCCACCAGCUGGUGACCAGAAGUACUAUAUAUAAUAGGAAAAAGGCUCACCAAAGGAAUCAGCUAUUUCUUUCCUGCACAAAGGAAAACUAGGAGCAUCCCACCGUGUUUCCCUUUUUCUUUCAUAGCCAAGAAGAUGGAGAUAGAAGGGCAAGCCACUGUAAAGGAAUCUCAGCCUCCAAAAUUCGCUCUUCCAGUGGAUUCAGAACACAAGGCAACUGAGUUCCGGUUGUUCUCAGUAGCUGCCCCUCACAUGCAGGCAUUCCAUCUGUCUUGGGUUUCUUUCUUUGCCUGUUUUGUCUCUACUUUUGCUGCUCCACCCCUUCUUCCUAUCAUACGUGACAACCUCAACCUCACUGCCUCUGACAUUGGUAAUGCGGGCAUUGCAUCAGUGUCAGGUGCAGUUUUUGCUCGAGUUGCUAUGGGGACUGCUUGUGACCUCUUUGGACCCCGUCUAGCCUCUGCCUCAUUGAUCCUCCUCACUGCACCAGCAGUUUACUUCACUUCCAUCGCCUCAUCUUCUACUUCUUUUCUCCUGGUGCGUUUUUUCACUGGCUUCUCUCUGUCCACUUUUGUCUCGACUCAAUUCUGGAUGAGCUCUAUGUUUUCAGCCCCGGUAGUUGGCACGGCUAAUGGCGUUGCAGGAGGUUGGGGUAACCUUGGCGGUGGGGCAACGCAACUGAUCAUGCCCCUUGUGUUUGGCCUCAUCCGUGACAUUGGAGCCAUCAAAUUUACAGCUUGGAGAAUUGCGUUUUUCAUUCCUGCCCUGUUUCAGACACUAUCGGCAUUUGCAGUCUUGAUCUUUGGCAAGGACUUGCCGGACGGAAACUUUAGGCGGCUGCAGAAAGCAGGGGAUAAAACAAAAGAUAAAUUCACUAAUGUCUUCUAUCAUGGAAUCACAAAUUACAGAGGGUGGAUCCUGGCGCUCAGUUAUGGGUAUUGUUUUGGGGUAGAGCUGACAAUAGACAACAUUGUCGCAGAAUACUUCUAUGACAGAUUUGACCUCAAACUCCAUACAGCAGGAAUGAUUGCAGCCAGUUUUGGUCUAGCAAACAUUGUUUCUCGACCAGGUGGUGGAAUGAUCUCAGAUGCAGUAGCGAAGAGGUUUGGAAUGAGGGGGAGGUUGUGGGCUUUGUGGAUAGUGCAGACCUUGGGAGGUGUUUUCUGCAUCAUACUUGGACGAGUUGGAUCUUUAGGCGCAUCCGUUGUGGUGAUGAUUGUGUUCUCUUUAUUCUGCCAAGCAGCAUGUGGACUAACAUUUGGGGUGGUGCCUUUUGUCUCACGAAGGUCAUUGGGGCUGAUAUCUGGUAUGACUGGAGGUGGUGGAAACGUGGGUGCAGUUCUAACUCAACUAAUUUUCUUCAAAGGAUCCAAAUACUCAAAAGAGAGAGGGAUAAUGCUCAUGGGUGUCAUGAUUAUAUGCUGCACUCUUCCAAUUUGUUUUAUACACUUCCCACAAUGGGGUGGAAUGUUUUGUGGCCCAUCAUCUGCAAAGACCGCUACAGAGGAAGACUACUACUUGUCCGAAUGGACUUCAGAGGAGAAGGAGAAAGGCCUGCAUCUAUCAAGCUUAAAGUUCGCAGAUAACAGCAGACGUGAAAGAGGUAGAAAAGAAGGUUCUGAAACCAGGCCAGUAGAUGAAAGCCCAUCAACAAAAGUCUAGAUCAUGCCGCCAUAGCCAUACUUCUCUACUGCUCAAGUUUUAUGCUGCAAGCUCUCAGAGCGAUAGAAAAUUUCUACGUUGGACAUGGAGACCUAUUACGUUAUAGUAAGGCCUUAUAGUCUGUAUGAAAAUGUUGUUUAAUUUUCAUAGGCAAGUCAUCAGAAGCAACUCUGUGGAAAACAUCUACUUUACUUGACAAAGCCUUAAUAAAAGAAGUUUCAAGAAA
Populus trichocarpa (black cottonwood) is the source of this 1981-nucleotide messenger RNA. RefSeq names its product high affinity nitrate transporter 2.5. NCBI's taxonomy places the organism in Eukaryota, Viridiplantae, Streptophyta, Magnoliopsida, Malpighiales, Salicaceae. The transcript has 2 exons. Gene Ontology annotation, molecular function: nitrate transmembrane transporter activity. The record is from RefSeq and is a predicted model, not a curated record. Gene Ontology annotation, biological process: transmembrane transport. Bases 229 to 1755 code for a protein of 508 amino acids.